Molecule: messenger RNA, 2576 nt
Organism: Drosophila bipectinata
Lineage: Eukaryota; Metazoa; Arthropoda; Insecta; Diptera; Drosophilidae
Gene: Nnp-1
Product: Ribosomal RNA processing protein 1 homolog Nnp-1
Biological process (GO): rRNA processing
Cellular component (GO): nucleus; preribosome, small subunit precursor
Source: RefSeq, a predicted model, not a curated record
CGGCGGCCCGACAAAUCAAUUUAUUUCAACACGUGCUGCCGCAUUAUAAUACACACAGCAAAUUUGUUUUUUCUGAGCAAAAGUUGAAUUAGGCAGAGAAUGGUGACACGCAAAAAGCCAGUAAAGCGCACUGCUGAGGUGGCGGCUAUCGAUAAAGAUGAGGAGGAUGAGCAGCAGGCGACCCAAGCCAAGGUACCCAAGGAGGUGCUGGUUAUUGCCCAGGAGGUGAAGAUUGUACGUGCCCUGGCCUGCAACGAUGUGGUUAAGCGUAACCGUCAGAUCAGGAAGCUGCGCAAGUGGUUCAAGCUGCGUGCCAGCAGCUCAUUUCCAUUCACAGAGGAGGAUUUCAUGAGGAUCUGGAAGGGCCUGUACUACAACAUGUGGAUGUCAGACAAGCCGCUCGUCCAGGAAGAGCUGGCUGAGCAGUUAGCCCAGAUGGUGGACAGCUUUGACGGAAACACCAGUUGUAGCUUGGCUUACUUCAGUGCUUUUAUGCGCACCAUGUGCCAGGAAUUCUUCGGAAUCGACCAGUGGCGCGUGGACAAGUUCUUGAUGCUUGUUCGUCGAAUGCUGCGCUACGUCCUGCGCCUCCUCAAGCAAAACAAGUGGUCGGCGGACCUGAUUGAAAAAUUCAACACCAGCAUGCAGCAGUCCGUCUUGGCCGAGCAGCCUAAGAGCCGAGGACUCACUAUGCACUAUCUGGACAUUUUCUUUGAGGAACUGGCAAAGGCGGCCGAUGGCGAGAUAACCGCCGCACAGGUUAAUCUCUUCUUGCGUCCAUUCGUCACGUAUCUGGCCACUCAGCGGGAUGUUAAGCUGGUAGCUCAAUGCCGGACCAGGGUGCUGUAUCACCUGCUCUACCAAAGCGAUCUGGGCCGCGAGUACAGCGAUAAGUACAACGCCUGGAAACUGAUGGGAUUUCCUACUGCCUCCAUUGAUGACAUAGAGAAGCUUGACUCUGGCUUCGAUGAGGAGGACGAUGAGGGAAACACUGAGGAGGAACCCGCGCGUCCUACUUCUCUUGAUCCACGCGCAGGAAACGUGGACGUUCACAUGCCAGAGCUGCCCCUCAAUGCGGACUGCGUGCUGGACGAGCUCCAGACCUUGAUUCGAACUAAUGAAUACAACAGCAAGAAGCGAAAGAGUCUGCGAAAACUUAUCCAGAUCUUUGAGACGUACAAGGGCGGAGAGUUUCCUUUGGGAGUGCGCACAAUGCCAAAGGUAGAGGGGCAAACCCUGGCGGAGAUGGUGGAGCAGAAGGUCGCCGACAUCGAGGAGAUGGAAGAUGAGGUAUUCGGCACUGGGAGGAAGCUCAAAAAACUGAACAAGUCCAAGCGCAAACGUCUUCUUCAGUCCAUUAACUUUGAGGAAGUAGAUGAGCACAACUACGACGAGGUCAUUGGGAAGGCCCUGCCUCCGGAGCUUCAGAAGAAGGUCAAGCACAACGCCAAGGUGCGUUCUAGCAUCAACAAUGCCUGGGUCGUCGAGGAAGUCAACGAGGCCGAUGAGGCGGCCGUUGCAGCAGAAAUCAAAGAGGACUCUGAGCCCAAGCCGAAGGCGAAGAAACCCAAGAAACAAGACCAGCCCAAGCCCAAGAAGGAGAUCAAAGCGAAAAAGGAAGAGCAAUCAAAGAAUAAGAAGGAUGAGCAACCCAAGAGCGACGUGAAGGAACAGAACGAAGCCAAGGUGGAUGUCCAAGUAUCAGAAACAGGGGAGGAGAAAUCCGCCGAGUCGAAACCAUCCAAUGGUUGGGAUGCCCCCCUCGAGCCUGGAGAGGAGGAAAUCUUCGUUCCGUCACGCAAGCAGCAGCUGAAGCAGGCCAACAGCAAGAUCCAGAAGAGCACACCAAAGCCGGCGGCGCGGGCGCAGUUCAGCACCCCUCAGCCGGGUGGUGCGAAGCGAGUCCGGAUCGUAACCAAAUGCAACAGCGCCUACCCCAAGAGCGACUACUACCGCCAGCUGAAGCUGUCCCCGCAACUACCCUACGACGCGGACCGACAACCGGGCAAGAGCGCCCUCAAGCCCCACGUCCUGCCGGGACCGAUUCAUCCGAACUACAAGGGCGCCAAGCGACUUUUCAACGACACCCUGUGACGUUGCGUCGAGUGGCUAGGACUGGGAUUGGGACAGGAUCGCGAACAUUAAGGGCAACUGCAUCCUUUAAAAAUGUAUUCACGCCGCAACUGCACCCAACUUCUCCGCCAAAGCACGCCAAUCACCAAGGAAGACCCACGCUACAAAUCAUUCCUGGUUGGAGCACUGGAGGCGGAGUGGGCAGCUCGGAUAAUGUAUAUGUUAGAUCAUGUCUUUUGUUGGUCUUACGCAAUCUACUCGACGCUUCCAUAUUUUUUGUUACCUUAAUCUGCAUUCUGGUGUUUGGUUGCAGCUGUGUUUUGUUUAAGGAUAUCAUGAAUUUUAAAUAUUUGCACAGAUCCGAACCGGAUCCGGAUGUAACCCUAAAUAUUUAGUAGACUCAAUUACAUUUAAAUGUACUAUUGCUUGUAAGCCAUUUUAUGUUCCAGCUAUCCUCUGAGUUGAUAUUAAAAUAAAAGCAAAAGUAGUAUAUGUAAUGAAAA